Molecule: messenger RNA, 3168 nt
Organism: Salvia hispanica
Lineage: Eukaryota; Viridiplantae; Streptophyta; Magnoliopsida; Lamiales; Lamiaceae
Source: RefSeq, a predicted model, not a curated record
UAGUAGGAGUAGUUGAUAUGGACCGAUAAUAUCUUCGUCUCGCAUACAAAGCCCACUUGACUGCACUGGCACUCAGUUUUCGCCGGCGCUAUGGCGGCCCCCCUCCUUCGUGCUGCCCUAUCAACUAGAAAGACCCUUCUUACACUCCCCAACCUCCCCUCCCCUUCCCUUUUCUCUACCGCCUGUAGGAAAACCCUCAAUCUACCGCCGCCGCUGGCCAAAAAGGUUCCUUUCUCGGCAACAGCGCACGGUGUGACGUGGCAGGACCCCUACCAUUGGAUGUGCAACACCAACGACCCCGAUUUCAUCAGCUACAUCAACCAAGAGAACUCCUACGCCGAUGCAUUCAUGCGAGAAACCCUAGAAUUGCAGAACACACUUUAUUCCGAGAUGCUUUCCAGAUUGCCCCCCGAUAUCACCACCCCUCCCCAUCGUUGGGGGCCCUGGUUGUAUUAUCAGUGCAUUCCAGAGGGGAAGGAGUAUCCCAUCUUAUAUAGGAAGCCGGCAGUUGAGAGAAAGGGUUGGAUAGCAUCAAUUUUCACUUCUUCCGGAGGUGGAUUUGGCAGGGAACAAGUGUUGCUCGACUGGAAUGAUAUUGCAGAAAAACACGGAUAUGUCCAUGUGAAUACCUGCAGAGUAUCACCAGACCACAGGUUUCUUGCAUAUACAGUUGACACCAAAGGUGACGAACAAUUUCAGCUUCAAAUAAAGGACAUUGCCAAUGAUUCAGUUCUUCCCCAACCGAAAGUUACCGGUGUUGUUAGUUUGGCUUGGGCUCAGGAUAGCUCUACUCUAUUUUAUACAUUAUGCGACCAAAACCUACGGCCUUACAGGGUAAUGUGCACCAAAUUGGGAUCACAUUCUGGGGAUGAUGCUGUGAUACUUACAGAAAAUGAUUCCUGCUUCUGUUUAGAUAUUGCAAGUACGAAAGAUGGGAAGUUUAUAACAGUGAAUUCUAAUUCAAGGACAUCAUCUGAGGUUUGGUUCAUAAAUGCAAGCAACCCGCAUGCUGGGCUGCAGAGAUUUUGUCGUCGUGUCUCUGGAGUUCAGUACUUUUUGGAGCAUCAUCGUGGCAUUUUUUACGUCCUUACUAAUGCUCCUACAUGUAAAGAUAAGAAGUUUUCAGGCAUUGGAUUAUAUUUAGCCAGAUGCAGAGUUGAGGAUGCACAAUCAACUAAUUUGGAAGAUUUCUUCAUUCCGGGUGAUGAUAUGUGUUUAUGGGAUAUGGAUAUUUUCAACGGGCAUCUGGUCCUCUUCCUCACCAAAAACGGCUCGGCUUCAGCAUGCUCUAUCAACAUGCCAAUUGAUUUUGACAAUGAGAAUGAAAUGGAGAUUGAUGGUCUCGAUCCUUGGUUUUUUCCUCUGCCCUCUGAUAUGUGUAUAAUCAAACCUGGUCUGAAUGACGACUUCAUGAACACUGUAUACCGUGCUGUCCUGUCGUCUCCUGUGAUACCUGAUUUUACGGUUGACUAUGAUAUGUCGACUAGAACCUUCUCCAUUGCUCACCAGGAAGACGUGAGAAACAUUUCAGCAACAGAUGUCCAGGGUGGUGGGAGUGUUGGGUGGAAGGAGUGGAAGGACAUCUAUGAGAAAUAUUCUCGUUAUGAAGAGGAAGUGACGACCACAGAUAUGCAUAAAAAUGAAAGUGUUUGGUGGAAGGAUUAUUCUGAGAAAUAUUAUUGCACAACGAAGGAAGUGAUUUCCCACGAUGGUGUCAGAAUCCCGAUGACCAUCCUUUACUCUCGGGCUGCAUAUCGAGAGGGUCAAUCUCCUGGGCUUCUUCAUGGAUAUGGUGCCUAUGGUGACGAUUUGGAUAAAAGCUGGUGUCCUGACCAGUUAAGCUUACUUGACCGAGGUUGGCUCUUGGCAUUUGCUGAUGUAAGGGGUGGUGCUGGUCCGGAUUGUUCAUGGCAUGAAUGUGGUCGUGGAUUGAACAAAUUGAAUUCCAUACAAGAUUUUGUCUCGUGUGCUCAAUCUCUAAUUGAUGAUGGCCUAAUCCAUAAAGACCGGUUGAGUGCUCUGGGUGUGAGUGCUGGGUGUUUACUUGUUGGGGCAGCUGCCAACAUGCAUCCGCAACUGUUUCGUGCUGCCAUUUUGAAGGUCCCUUUCCUUGAUGUUCUUAGCUCACUACUGGAUCCAAGUUUACCUCUUACUACACUGGAUUAUGAAGAAUUCGGAAAUCCUCAGAAUCAAUCUUGCUUCGAAUACAUUCUCAAGUACUCUCCUUAUGAAAACAUUCCUGAGGGAGCAUGCUGCCCUUCAAUGCUCGUCUCGGCUGCAUUCAACGAUGCCCGGGUUGGCGUUUGGGAAUCUGCGAAAUGGGUGGCUAAGGUGCGCGACACAACAUGUCCGAGCUGCUCGUCUGCAGUCAUCCUACGAACCAGCAUGGACGAAGGGCAUUUUGGCGGGGGUGGCCGUUUCGCUAGUUGCCGGGAAAAAGCGUUUGAUUAUGCUUUUCUAAUUAAGAAUACCGACUUGCAGAAAGUUUGAAUCUUACCUGAAUGAAAGAAUUUGCAGAAAGCUCGAAUCUCAUGUUUUAAAUUUGGAAAUGGAUGUUUUGAAGCCGUGCUACUAAUCAAAUCUUUCAGCCUUUUCAAGCUAGGUCUAAGUCUUCACGACUGAUGGCGUUGUGAAACGUCCCGACUGGUUGGUUGCUGGACGGUGUAAGGAUUAUAUGAUCCUGUGAAACACGAGAUUAGUGUCGUGAAGCAAAAGAUGGAGGAGAAUGUCAAUACUUGAAUUGCGUAAUACUAACCUUAGCAGUUGGUGUGGCUCCUCUGUUUGCUCGUUUUCCAAGAUUGAUCUGGACCGUGAUGCUGGCUCGAGAGAGAUCCACGCCCGUGCUCUGAAGCGCUUGCGUCAAUGCAGCCAAUAAUCUGUUGACAGAUCACAUAUCCCAUAACCCCAGAGUUUAUAAGGGAAAGAGGAGUAUUUGAAAGAGAUAAAUUAAGGUGUAGGUUUUAAGACACUAAAUAAGUGAAAUGUUUAGCAGAUUCAUGAUUCAUGAUGCCCAAUGAUUGUUGAUUGUAUCUCAUUAAGGACUUACGAGCCCAAUUAUCAAGCUUACCAAAAAUUCUUCUAAACAAGACAAAGCAUGUAAACAACACCUGCAACAUUACAUGUACUCCCUCCGUUCCAUAGUAAUAUAGUCAUUUUACCAUUUUAGUA